This is a messenger RNA of Didymodactylos carnosus, 537 nucleotides long. The record is from the annotation of a GenBank genome assembly. NCBI's taxonomy places the organism in Eukaryota, Metazoa, Rotifera, Eurotatoria, Philodinida, Philodinidae.
AUGUGGAAAAUCUCACCAUUGAUGAUCAUCUCACCAAAAUCUCAGCAUAUUCGAAAACAUGUGUUUAUAGACUUUCGUCCCGCUGCUAAAACGAACAUUCAAAUACCCAUGAGUUCUUUAGAAAACCCGUUUGUGUCUCAGAAACUUCCAAGUGGAAGUGACCAUCGUCCAAUAGAAAUUGAUAUCAUUCAAACAAUUGUUGGUUUGAUCAAUGCCGUCAUGGAUGAAGUUAACCUUGAAUUACUCGGCUUUGAUUUAUGGUUAUCUCGAAGUCUGGUCUUAGCUAUACAUACACACGUGUUGAUGUUUUUAACAAUUCUGUAUUAUAUUGAACAACUACAGGAUUUUCAGCAACAGCUAGAAACACUGCAGAAACAAAGGCCAUCGUUACUUAAUUAUUUCAUUAGUAUGACUGUGCCCGAUGUCUCGUGUGACAAAGAUGGUGGAGAAAUUUUUGAUGAUCAAGUUCUAAAUACAUUACGACGUGUUCUAACAACUAAAGAACACAUAACUAUUUCACAAAUCGUGCAAACGUAG